Rotaria socialis is the source of this 894-nucleotide messenger RNA. The record is from the annotation of a GenBank genome assembly. NCBI's taxonomy places the organism in Eukaryota, Metazoa, Rotifera, Eurotatoria, Philodinida, Philodinidae.
AUGUCUCAAACAGUAACACUUGUUUCUUCGAAAACAAUUAUUCCACGUAUUGGUUAUGGUACUGGAACAAAAUGGUUUUCUCGUGAUAAUUCGAAACCUAUCGACACAAAUUUUUUACAAUCAAUUCGCGAAGCUCUUUCUGUUGGCUAUCGUCAUAUAGAUGCGGCUGAAAUGUAUGGAACAGACACAUCUAUCGGUGAAGCGUUACGCACACAAGUAAUACCACGAAAUGAAUUAUUUAUAACAUCAAAAGUCUAUAAGAAUAUUGAGAAUAUUGAACAAGCUUGUUUCGAUGUUUUAUCUCGUUUGGGCCUAGAUUAUCUUGAUCUUUGGCUUAUACAUGGUCCAUUUUUUGAUCGAAACAAAACUUCACUUGGACAUGCAUGGAAAGAAAUGGAAAAAUUAGUUGAAAAUGGAAAAGUUAAAGCUAUAGGUGUUAGUAAUUUUCAAAAACAACAUCUAGAAGAAUUGCUUGCUUUAAAACCUAAAAUAAAACCAGCUGUUAAUCAAUUUGAACUUCAUCCGUAUGUGUACGAGGCAUCACGAGAAUUAAUUGACUAUUGUAAAUCAAAUGAAAUAGCUGUUGCAUCCUAUUCACCACUUGGACCUAUUUGUUAUAAACCAGGAGGACCUGUAGAUGAAGUAGUUGAAAAAUUAGCAACAAAAUAUAAUCGAUCACCUUCUCAAAUUUUACUUAAAUGGAAUCUUAUAAAAGGUGAUAUUAUUAUAACAACAUCAAGUAAACGUGAACGUCUUGAAGAUUUUCUUAAAGUACUUGAUGAAAACUUUCAAUUAAAUGAUGAAGAUGUAAAAGCAAUUGAUGAUGCAGGCGCUAAAUUGCAUUUUAGAAAAUAUUGGACUGAACACAUCGAUGGAAAGAAACAAGAUUCAUAA